Molecule: messenger RNA, 225 nt
Organism: Peronospora matthiolae
Lineage: Eukaryota; Oomycota; Peronosporomycetes; Peronosporales; Peronosporaceae
Source: the annotation of a GenBank genome assembly
AUGACCGCAAAGCUGCAGUACGUAAACGCCUAUAUCAUUGCCUCAUUCAGGCGUCGAUACCAGCACCGCCAGAUCGAGCUAGCAUUGGAUGUAAAAGAACAAAGACAGCAGGACAGCAUCUACAUGCUCGACCAGCUCACGGCCAUAAAGUGGAUCAAUUUGCAUGCUGGCAUGAGGGUUGAAGCCAUGUUUUUCUGGACUGAUUUAGGACCACAGGGCUCGUGA